ACUCACUCCACAGAUAUGAACGCCAGCAGCUGAACACAACACCUGCAAUCUGGCUCUUUUAGGAGCCAAAACAGACAUCCAAACCCGUGGAGUUAACAUACAUACAUCCUCAUUUCACACACCCUUUGGACCGAUCAUCAAACUGAAAUUCUGGAUGUAAUGGUUUAUUCUUUUACCGCUUUCUCUCCCCGAUGAACUGGGUUAGUAAUGCAGGAGACAGCAGCGAAUCUGUCCGCUGCUCAAGAUGGCAGAUUUUUAUUGAGUUCUGAACAGUGCUGUUGCUUCAUUUUUUGCCAUGAAUAACAGGAAUCCUUGCACCGAUGGCCCCUGUAUACGAAGGUAUGGCCUCGCAAGUGCAAGUCUUCUCCCCUCACACUCUCCAGUCAAGUGCCUUCUUUAGCGUGAAGAAACUGAAGGUGGAGCAGAAUUGCAACUGGGAUAUGACAGGGUACGGCACGCACAGCAAGGUCUACAGUCAGAACAGCAAGCAGAGUGUCUCAGUCGCGCCAUUGGGCAUCAGCAGUGCCAGUCUCCAGGUCUCCAACUCUUCCCUGUCCUACGAACAGGCCCUCCUCUUCCCAGCCAGCUCAGGGCACAUAGUAGUGGCCUCGGCCAGCAGCACGUCUGGGGCAGCUGGUCAACUUUUGGGCAGCACCAGCAGUAGUGGGAGCGGCAGCGGAGGGCACAACCUGACACGCCGCAGCACCGUCAGUCUGCUGGAUACGUACCAGCGAUGCGGGCUUAAGCGGAAAAGCGAGGAUCUGGACAACAACAACGGCAGUGCAAGUAGCGUGCACAUGGUCGAGGAGCAACAGCCAACCGCACCCAUGAUUCAGAACAAUGUGCAGAGCGGGACCACCGCUGCAACGGCAACAGCAUCCACUACAGCGACGUCCAAGAAUAGCGGGGCCAAUAGCGAGGGCGAUUACCAGCUCUUGCAACAUGAGGUGCUUUGCUCUAUGACCAACACCUAUGAGGUACUGGAGUUCCUGGGUCGAGGUACCUUCGGGCAAGUGGUGAAGUGCUGGAAACGUGGUACCAGUGAGAUAGUGGCUAUCAAGAUCCUGAAGAACCACCCUUCUUACGCACGGCAAGGCCAGAUUGAGGUGAGCAUCUUGGCACGGCUGAGCACAGAGAGUGCGGAUGACUACAACUUUGUUAGGGCAUACGAGUGCUUCCAGCACAAGAACCACACGUGCCUGGUCUUCGAGAUGUUAGAGCAGAACCUGUAUGACUUCCUCAAGCAGAACAAGUUCAGCCCGUUGCCGCUCAAGUACAUACGACCUAUCCUGCAGCAGGUGGCCACUGCCCUCAUGAAGCUCAAGAGCCUUGGACUGAUCCACGCUGACCUGAAACCUGAGAACAUCAUGCUUGUAGACCCAGCUCGGCAGCCCUACAGGGUCAAGGUCAUUGACUUUGGUUCUGCAAGUCACGUCUCCAAAGCUGUGUGCUCUACCUACCUGCAGUCUAGAUACUACAGAGCUCCAGAGAUCAUCCUGGGUCUGCCCUUCUGUGAGGCCAUAGACAUGUGGUCCUUGGGUUGUGUCAUCGCUGAGCUGUUCCUGGGCUGGCCCCUUUACCCCGGAGCAUCUGAGUAUGACCAGAUCCGGUACAUCUCUCAAACACAGGGCUUACCAGCGGAGUAUCUGUUGAGUGCAGGGACGAAAACAACCAGGUUUUUCAACAGAGACCCCGACUCCACCUAUCCUCUAUGGAGACUGAAGACACCUGAAGACCACGAGGCAGAGACUGGGAUCAAAUCUAAGGAAGCUCGCAAGUAUAUCUUCAACUGCCUGGAUGAUAUGGCACAGGUGAAUAUGACCACAGAUUUGGAAGGCAGUGACAUGUUGGUGGAGAAGGCAGACAGGAGAGAGUUUAUCGACCUGCUGACCAAGAUGCUGACCAUUGAUGCAGACAAGAGAAUCACACCCAUAGAGACACUCAACCACCCCUUCGUCACAAUGACACAUCUACUGGACUUCCCACACAGCACACACGUCAAAUCCUGCUUCCAGAACAUGGAGAUUUGCAAGCGUCGGGUGAACAUGUAUGACACAGUCAAUCAAAGCAAGACCCCCUUUAUUACACAUGUAGCCCCCAGCACAUCUACCAAUCUCACCAUGACCUUCAACAACCAUCUUAACACUGUGCACAGCCAGGCCACCAACCUGGCUCCCUCUUCCACCAGUGCCACCCUUUCCCUUGCCAAUGCUGAUGUCUCCAUUCUAAAUUACCAAUCUGCACUCUACCAGCCUUCUGCGGCCCCUAUGGCCGCCGUGGCCCCCAGGACCAUGCCCCUCCAGCCUGGUGCACCCCAACUCUGUGCCGCCAGACCAGAUCCCUUCCAGCAGGCCCUCAUUGUCUGCCCACCUGGCUUCCAAGGUUUGCAGGCAUCACCUUCUAAACACACUGGCUACUCGGUGCGGAUGGAGAAUGCGGUUCCCAUAGUAACACAGGCACCUGGUGCCCAACCUCUGCAGAUCCAGCCAGGCCUUCUGACACAGCAGGCCUGGCCGUCUGGCACCCAACAGAUCCUCCUACCCCCGGCAUGGCAGCAGCUCGCCCAUACAUCCGUGCAACAUGCCACUGUCAUACCAGACUCCAUGACCAGCUCGCAGCCUCUGGCCAACUGGAGGAAUUCACAUCCCCAUGGCAGCCAUUACAAUCCCAUUAUGCAACAGCCGGCCUUACUGGCGGGUCACGUCACUCUGCCCUCUCAGCAACCUCUCAAUGUGGGUGUGGCUCAUGUCAUGAGACAGCCAUCAAACAAUAACUCCUCCAAAAAAAACAAGCAGCACCAGAUGAACAACAGGAACGUGUCAACGUAUGACGUGUCCUCCUCUCAGGUGGUGGCGUCACCUCAGCGAUCUAAACGAGUGAAGGAAAACACCCCUCCGCGUUGUGCUGUGGUUCAAAAUGGGCUGUCCACUACUUGUGCCCCAUCACAGACCUGUGGGGGUGGAGGAGGAGGGGGGUGGGGGGUAGAGCAGGCAUAUAGUACUACACGAGACCACCACGGCCAGCACAACCCACUGCGUCAAACCAUUGUCAUCCCAGACACCCCGAGUCCAGCCGUCAGUAUCAUCACCAUUAGCAGUGACACAGAUGAGGACGAUGACCACAAACAACCCACUAACACCAGCACGUCAUCCAAACAUAGGAAGAAUGUGAUCAGCUGUGUGACGGUCCAUGAUUCCCCUGACUCUGACUCCAGCAACACCAGCCCUUAUGCUGUGGAGUCCCGGGCUAAUGGCACCAAUGCCAAUGGCUACGACUCAAAAGGUGCAGUCUUGGACAACUACAGCAACGGGAACACCCGCACGAUCAUAAUCCCCCCUCUGAAGAGCCAGAACGGCGAGAACAUGGGAGAGUGUGAUAGACUAUUGCCUGAUAUAGUGAGCCACCAGAACUCCACCUACAAAUUCAAGACUUCCAACGGAGGUUUGUCUGGCAACAACCAUUUGUCAGGGGGCAUGGCUGUAUGCGGGUCAUACCGGCAGCAGCGCUUGGGGCCACACCCCUUUCAGCAGCAUCCUCUGAAUCUAAGUCAGGCCCAGCAGCAUAUGGCAGUCGACCGAAACCGGCGGCAACAAGCCUACAUCACCCCCACUAUGGCUACCCAGGCUCAGUACUCCUUCCACAACAGCCCCACCCACACAGCUAACGUUCACCCACAUUUGGCCCCACCUCAUCUGCCCGGGCAGCCUCACCUCUACACCUACACCGCUCCCACUGCCCUGGGCUCCACUGGCACGGUGGCACACUUGGUCGCUUCACAGGGCUCAGCACGCCACGCGGUCCAGCAUGCCAGCUACCCCCCAGGUAUUGUCCAUCAGGUGCCUGUUAGCAUGGGCCACCGUGUGCUGCCCUCACCCACCCUGCACCAUGGCCAGUACCAGGCCCAGUUUGCACAUCAGACCUACAUCAGCGCUUCACCUGCCUCUACUGUCUACACUGGAUACCCGCUGAGCCCGACCAAGAUGAACCAGUACCCUUACCUCUAAAGAUGAAACACUGGAGCCCAGCCAAUCGCUGCUUACCAUUUGUUACCCUAACCCCACCCAGAGAGACAAGCUGAAUGCCCAUCAACCCUUAACCCCGCCCCCUUGUUCCUUCAUGCUUAAACUUGAAGACAAUGAAGAUGCUGAUGGAUUAAGGAAGUGUACUCUGAGUGGAAACGAAGGAGAUCUCAUUUAAAUAUGUUAUAUUUUGCCUUCUUAAAGGGCCAGUUAACUUUUCAUUAUUUGGGUUUUAGUUUUUUUUCUGAAUAGAAGUUGAAGAAGUUUUAGCUUUCUUAAUUUCUUUUACAACAAGGUCUCAUUAACAGGCCAUUUGGGAGAGAAAGAGUUUUGUUUAACCAAGGUUUUGUUUGGUUUCCCAUUCUUGAAAUCAUUCGCUGACUGUUGAGCCGAGUCCCGAUGUGGAUGUUUGAAUUCCUAAGAAUUUUGGAUAAGGUGAAAUACGGAUAUCUGCUGCUCUUCAAAGAAUAACAAAAAUUAUGAUGGCCUUGAACUGUCUUAAACGUUUCCAAAUUACAUGUGGUGAAUGGUAUGCAUAUACUCCACUGCGCUCUCCAACAAACACCUGGGAGGAAUCUUCUGGAAAUAUGCCGAAAAGACAACAACAUUUUUUUAUAGUGUAAUUAUAGACUUUUCAUUGUUUGUGUUAAUAUUUAGAAAAGAAAAUACUGUUUGUCUUUCAGUAGAACAUUAGCCGGGCCCCUCUUUGUAGAAUGUAGCAUUCUGCACCCAUUUAUUUAAUGAAGAACCUUUCUGAUACCAAUAGACUCUUUGUUCUCCUCUUUCAAUGUGAUUGCACAAAGUGGUUAAAAUAACAUAGGCAUGUUCAACAUGGUAGUCGGUCGUGUGUUUUGCGUGCAUGUGUGCGCGUGUGUUGCGGUCUGUCACAUGUGGUACACCCUUUGCACAUUUGUGCAACAUAUUCCUUCACAGUCUUAGGUUUAUCAUUGUUACCUCGUAGUGCCUUACAUAUAUUACAACAGUUUACUUGGCUGGAAACCCUGUAGAACCAGAUAUGCUAGACAGAGUGUUGGCUCCUAGUUUGAACAUCUUUACCCAAGCUGUUUUUAAGUUCCAGGUAUAAGCGUUAGCCCUUAAAAUGUUAUUUAUGUGCUAUUUUGUAAAUUCACAAAAAAAAAACAAAAAAAAGCACUUACAAUGUGCUUCUUGUUUUGCGUGCAUGAGGUUGUUUUACUUUUAGGUAAAGAUAAUUGCUUGGCAUAAUGAACCAAAGUCAUCAUUUAAAAAUAAAUAACAUUUGUUCUGGGUAGUGGAUAUAAUUAUACAGUAUAUAGCUUAUUUACUGUACAUACUGUAGCUAUACAUUUUAGUCAUCUUACAAUCAAUGCAAUGUCACUGAUUUAAGGCUGUAAAUGUCAUAAAACGGAGAUUUCAUGUAUAUUUGAUGGGAAAAGCCAAGUAACACUCAAUCAAUUUAAGAUUGACCUGCUGAAAUACCAGCUAAGACAAGUAUGAAUUUCUGUGCUGGUUUGGUGCUGUUGGACCAGCACUGCUGUAGUGAAGCUAGUUGACCAAGCUAGGCUUGCUGGUUAAGCUAGUUAAGGAGGCUGGUGGAGACACCAGCAUCCAAAACACAACAUACACUGGUCUUUUCUGCAGGACAGGCUACACAAUUCAUCAAUAAUGGAAAGCAUGGGCUAAAAUUCGGCACAUGUUCAAAUAAAGCACACCAGGCCUGGAGAAGAUGUUGGAGAAGAGGAGCUGUUUGCGAAAGACUGAACUUAACAGUCCGUCUGAGCCUAGGCAGAAAUGGCUUAGAAACCGUAAACCUGGGAGGGUUUGAGAAAGAGAGAGUCUUGUUUGGGGUUGGAGACACUAUGGUGCUUGUAGAUGGUGGUGGAUUUUGGUGGAAAAUUAUGGAGAGCAAGGGAAGAGGGCAAAUUCCACAUUUUUAAUGAGAAUAGCAUGUUGGCUUUGAGCACGUUGGCUGAAGGGAGCCGUGCAGCAGUAAGUACUGCAUGACUGCACACCAUAAUCUGAUUCAAGCUAUCACUAGCAGUUCUGUGAAGACCUUUGGGUUGUUAAUUGUCACGUUCACUCUAGGGGCUCCAACAGCCCCCUUGCAUGAGCUACAACAACAUGCAUUGGGACUACAUCAAAAUUGGUUUUGUAUUUUUUACUAUUUGUCUUACCGUAGGAAUCACUUUUGAUACAGGCGUCACGUCAGUAAAGAGAUAAUGAAAGUGUAGAAAACUGUGGGCCAAUGCUUGUUUUAAUGUUUUUUGCUGCUUAAUUUAACAUUGAUAUAUUAGCCAAUCAUUUGAUUUAAACCUUGCCCUAAACUGGCACAACACGAUAAAGCGAUAAACGACUAAAGCUUACACAAAGUGGUCGGAAGUCAUUCAUUUACAAUGACAACUGGCGAUUUGAAGCGUCAUGGGCAACAGAGGCCAUUAGCGACACGACAAUAUUGAGCAGUCUUUAACUUUAUGCAAAAACAGCUGAACUCAUGUGAUUCACCUCAUGAUACAGUUGGAUACAGCAUUUGAGUAGGCAUGCCUUCAAGCAACCAACAAUACAGUGUCUUGGCAACCUUCAAUGAUUUUAUUGCUGUCAUGACAGUGACAUUACAUUCAACAGCAUGUAAAGUCAUGUAAAUGCCUUAACGGUGUUCUUCAGACUUCAGCAAAUAACAAUCAACACUUGUUGAUUUUUGCCCAUGACCCCAGUUUCACUCUUCAUGUAAACACCUUUAAUGACGUUCUUGCCGGCAAUGUGCACAAGUGUUUGUGUUUUGAUGUCAAAAGCAGACAAUAACCCCAAUUGUUUUGAAUAAGCUGAUUUUUGAUAGUUAUCUGCAUAUUGGUUCGCAUGUAAACGCAUUAAUUGUGUCAUUGUUUAGUUUGUAUUUCCUCCUCUUCUGGAUUCAAAAAUCCAGCUUCACAUAACUGUACAGUUAACAUCAGAUACAUUUUUAUUGACUGCAAUUAUGUCGUAUAGCAUAGAAAUGUUGUCUUCGCUGGAAACUUUGCAUUGUGAAGUGCGUUCUUAUUGCGUUGUGCCUGGUUAGGACCCAGAGUUAGUGUGUUGGUUUUGUUUUUAUGUCUUCAGAUUAUGGGCACAUGCAUAUGGAGUAUUGAAUAUAUCCCUUUUGCCCUCAUGUUAUGCCAUAGAACUUGUAUUUGAAGUAGUUUUGUUUUUACAUUGUUGAGAUGUGUCUACUAUUUUAUUUUGCUAGGUAUAUUGUGUUCCUGUAGAGUGUUGCAAUACUUUUUGUGGAUGUUUAUUAAUGCAAGCAUUUUAUUGUGUUAUUUGUCAAGCAUAUUAUUUUUUAUUUCUGGUGGUCGAUAUAUGAAACCAUAGUGUUGGGUAUUCAUACAUGUACCCUAGUAUGGUAGAAAGAAUAGACUUGUGUCAAUGUGCUUUGCCAAGGUCUGACACAGUUACAUUUUGAAAUAGAAGCUUUUGAUAGCUUGCCAGUUUGAUUCAAAAAGCUGUGUUAUGUUGUAGCCCAGUAAGUGAUGCCAAUAGAUUUUUUUUUCUGUUGUAUUUGUGCUUGAAUGAGAAUAGAAGCUUAAACAAACCUACAAAACUCACAGUUAAAGAAAGGCUCCUUCAUUGUUGGUCACAAAAAAAAAACAUUCCAUUCCAGAUGGAGCCAUUUCUAUAGUCUCACAGGGACUUGCCUGUAUGACCAAAUCUGGGCUUUACUGGCAUUUAAGGACAUAUUGUUCUUCCCACCAAAGAUAAUCAGCAUGUAAUUGAUGCACAGACUUGGCCAUUGCUGUAAUGUAAAAGACAGUGUGUUUCAAUGACAUUUGGACAAAAAAACAAAAGCAGGUUAGAUCAGGUCCGUGCCAGAAAGAAACGUGUAAAUUAAUAGAAUACACAAAAUUUGAAUUACAUUCAAAAUAUAUGACACAAAUUGACAUUCUCUUAGAUCAUUGUCAUUUGUUUCGGUGUGAGUACAGUGUUACCCUAUUUUUUUUGUAGAUUUCUCAUACAUUGUGUCAGUGUUGGUGCUCUUUGUGUAUAAUAAAUAAAAAAAACUCUCCCAAUCACUAAUUACAUCUGAUAAAGGAUUUAUAUCAGAAAGUAAAGCCCUUAACCUAAGUUUUUAAGAAAAUGUCAGUUUUCUUUUAAAGCUGGUUAAAGUUGAUUAGCUCGAAUAGUGUAAACAAUGUGGCUCGGUGGCGCUUUCAACAUCACUUUUUGUUUAAGCUGUCCAUCAUAGUAACAUUGGCUUUAUGAAUUGAAUCUGAGUGAUUAUAUUUAAUAAAUUGGUCACUAGUGCAAAAUGUGUGUAAAAUUUGAGACUAAAAUAUCUGAUAAACAUGAUCUUUGUUGUGUUAUGUAUAUCUUGUCAUUGUUGGACUGUAACCCCAUUAAGUAAUAACUAAAAUGCAAUAAGUCUCACUACAUUAACUUGAUUUUGCAUUUCUCUGAUCAAUACUACGUUUUGAAAUAAUAUAUAAAUUAUCAAUUUAUUUUAAUGAGAGUUAAAUCAUAGAAAGCCCUAUUGACCUUACAAAUGUAAAUGUCUGUUUUAUGGAAUUCUGAAUACAGGAAAAAGUCAACAUUUUGUGAUGUAACAUGUUUUUUCUUUUUUAUGUCUUACCAAUUCUAUUUUAUAUUACCAAAAUGUGAUAUGUCUUAGAAGGAAGCAUUCAUACAAUUUACAGUUUGUAAAUUGCCAUAUAAUGUAAACCACUCAUGUCAGAAUACUGCCGUCUUUUCUUUUAAGCGUACAUGAAUCUUUAACAGUGGGGAUGUGCUGUAUUGGCUAUUUUUAUUUUUGGCUUUAAAAUAUACAACCUACAAUCAACACAUAAAAACCAGCGUUCCCAAAAGCAAUGGAUCCCGCCAAACUAAUGAUUGAAAAAACAUUCCUAAAUAAAACAUUGCUGGUCAAGUCCAUGAGAACUGUUGGAUGGCACCCAAAUCACCACAAGAAUAUUUCAAAGCACAUGAUUAUGAAUUAACUCAAAGCUUGCAGAUAACAAAGGAUUGUUGUUUAUUUCUUGUUAUUAUGUUCAUCGAAGUGGCCACAUACUGACACAUUGUUUUGCUUGUGUACUAUAUAUGUUUUAAAAUGAUUUAUUUUCCAUGUGUGGGCAGAAAGAGAAAUAUUAGGGGUCAUUGAACUUAACAUAUGUGAAUGUGCUAAGAGGCCAAAUAUGGCCAUCCUCUAUACAUUGUUUUAGAAGCAAAGAAGGUAAAAAAUAAUCUUCAUCCCCAAUAAUUCUCAUCAUUCAACUUUUUUAUACUUAUUUACAACUCUAAGUCCCAAUUAGGAAAAUGUACUAUGGAGUGACCUAAAUGUAAGCAUCUGUAUGUAUUAGUUAUUACUGCAGUUUACAAGUCUAAAAACCAUUUAUUCACGCUUGGACAACAAACACCAGUGAAUGCAAGUGAUUUAAUUUGUGAAAGUUCUAAAGCUGUCAGUUAAACACUGACAGAAAUGUAAUUUGUCACACGUCACCACGGUAACCUGAUAUGUAGCUGUGAUGCAGAGUAGCCGUUUGUGCAGCCAUUAUCAUGAACAAUUUUCUACUUGCACAGCAGCAAAACAUUCACAGUAAAAUGUAAAAAAUAAAUAUUUUUCUACAAUGUCUCAAGACCUAAGAAAGCAUCUGACCCCGAACCCUAAUUUUGUCGAUUGCUGUAUGGUUCCUCUGUAGUGUGUACCACAUUAGUUGUUGUCAAAGCUUAUGUGUGCUGCAGUAUUUCGAGGUAUACUUAUAUGUUUAUUGUCCUUUUUAUUAUUAUUUUGCUUUGUUUAUUGGGGAUUUGAAGAAGUGUGAUGUCUUAUUAUUUCAGUCUGUUAACGUAGCACUGUGUGUACCCUGUACCUUAGGCUAAUAUUAUUAAGUAUGCUAUGAGAAUGGAUAUUUUACUGGCUUUAUAGAAUGUUAAAUUAAAUAUAAUAAUUACAAUAAUUAGAAUGAUUUAACUCCUAAAAACUGAGUUGCUACUAAGCGCUUGUGUUACCAUUACAAAUGUUGUGUGCUUCUCUUAAUAAUUUUCGUUGUAGAAAAAAAAUGAGUGAAUUUUAUUAGGCUUCAACAACUAAUGAUAGCAGCAGUGUAAAUUCAUGGAGGAUUUUUAACAAACACAGGGGGUUAUGGAAGAAGAUAGUUAUUUUAAUCAUUCUAUUUACUAACUGUAGGGUGUGAAGGGGCUCGCAUUGUGGUGAACUAUGUUAUAGCUUGUUAUUCACUGUUACUUUUGAUCAUUUUUCGGUCUCCAAGGUGAAUCGAGUUAUUAAAGGAAAUUUGUAUGCUCACAUAUGCAUAUUGUAUAUGUGUAGAAAUGUAAUCACAAUUUGUCUUGGAUUUACAUUAAACUGUUAAGUCACUG
Messenger RNA from Xyrauchen texanus (razorback sucker), 10340 nucleotides. RefSeq names its product homeodomain interacting protein kinase 2 (gene hipk2). The transcript is spliced from 15 exons. Gene Ontology annotation, cellular component: cytoplasm; nucleus; PML body. The record is from RefSeq and is a predicted model, not a curated record. Gene Ontology annotation, biological process: smoothened signaling pathway; peptidyl-serine phosphorylation; intrinsic apoptotic signaling pathway in response to DNA damage by p53 class mediator. Gene Ontology annotation, molecular function: SMAD binding; protein tyrosine kinase activity; protein serine/threonine kinase activity. Bases 321 to 4004 code for a protein of 1227 amino acids. Lineage: Eukaryota; Metazoa; Chordata; Actinopteri; Cypriniformes; Catostomidae.